Molecule: messenger RNA, 1503 nt
Organism: Lemur catta (Ring-tailed lemur)
Lineage: Eukaryota; Metazoa; Chordata; Mammalia; Primates; Lemuridae
Gene: MYF5
Product: myogenic factor 5
Exons: 3
Coding region: 156-923 (255 amino acids)
Biological process (GO): regulation of transcription by RNA polymerase II; positive regulation of myoblast differentiation; muscle organ development
Molecular function (GO): protein dimerization activity; DNA-binding transcription factor activity, RNA polymerase II-specific; RNA polymerase II cis-regulatory region sequence-specific DNA binding
Source: RefSeq, a predicted model, not a curated record
ACCCAGGCCACCAGGCGUCUGCCCUUGUUAAUUGCCAGAGAAACCGACCAGGGAGCUCCGUCUGGGAUUUGCCGGUCUGCAGCAAGGCACUAGGCUCCGGUUUCUCCUUUAUCCCUCUCGCUGCCGUCCAGGUGCACCCCCUGCCUCUCGGUAGGAUGGACGUGAUGGACGGCUGCCAGUUUUCACCUGCCGAGUACUUCUAUGACGGCUCCUGCAUCCCAUCCCCGGAGGGUGAGUUUGGGGACGAGUUUGAGCCCCGAGCGGCUGCCUUCGGGGCGCACAAAGCGGAGCUGCAGGGCUCCGACGAAGACGAGCACGUGCGAGCGCCCACCGGCCACCACCAGGCUGGUCACUGCCUCAUGUGGGCCUGCAAAGCGUGCAAGAGGAAGUCCACCACCAUGGACCGGCGGAAGGCAGCCACUAUGCGCGAGCGGAGGCGCCUGAAGAAGGUCAACCAGGCUUUCGAGACGCUCAAAAGGUGCACCACGACCAACCCCAACCAGAGGCUGCCCAAGGUGGAGAUCCUCAGGAAUGCCAUCCGCUACAUCGAGAGCCUGCAGGAGUUGCUGAGGGAGCAGGUGGAGAACUACUACAGCCUGGCGGGACAGAGCUGUUCCGAGCCCACCAGCCCCACCUCCAACUGCUCCGAUGGCAUGCCUGAAUGUAAUAGUCCUGUCUGGUCCAGAAAGAGCAGCAGUUUUGACAGCGUCUACUGUCCUGAUGUACCAAAUGUAUAUGCCACAGAUAAAAGCUCCUUAUCCAGCCUGGAUUGCUUAUCCAGCAUAGUGGACCGGAUCACCUCCUCAGAGCAACCAGGGUUGCCUCUCCAGGACCCGGCCUCUCUCUCCCCAGCUGACAGCACGGAUUCACAGCCUGCAACUCCAGGGGCCUCUAGUUCCAGGCUUAUCUAUCAUGUGCUAUGAACUAAUUACCUAAUCUAGAUCAGUUCUGCCAGGAGGGCCUAUUACACAGAGGAGGAAGGAGGCCCCAAAAGUCCUAAACCAGGACGACCUGUAUAUAAAAAUAUGUUUUCAGUUGUACAUUUGUAAAUAUUUUAUUGCCACUUUAUAAGAAUGUGUAUUUAACUAAAAAGUCACCAUUGCAAUUAAUACUUUCUUCAUUUUUCUUCUUUGCUUUAGACACAUAGUGCUAUGUAAUAUUGGUUUUGAAGGUAGUUGCAAUGCUUAACUUAUAUACAUAUUUUUAUAAAUAAUGCUCAUCAAAAUAUUAUCUCUGGUGUUUGGAUCAUUAUUUUUUUUAAACAUUAGAGCAGCUGGGAAUCAGUUAAAAGGAAUUUUAAAUAUAUUUAACUUUUGCUUUUCUCUUUAAUCCUUUAGCUAUAUUGUAUUACAUAAAAAUAUAACGAUACUGCCUAAUGGUAUAUAUUUUGAUCUUCUCUUAUAAUGCAUCUUUUAAACGUAAGCACAAAAUAGUACUUUGUGGAUAAUUUCAAGAUAUAAGAAAUUUUGGAAAUUCCACCAUAAAUAAAAUUGUUUACUACAA